AAACCUACCUGAGCACUAGAAGAGAGGGAGGGUUUUGGAAAGAUACGUAGCUUUUGGCUUCAUUUAGCAUUUACCAGUAAUAACUCUUUAUGUAGCCUACUUACAACUCAAAUUCACAGGAAGAUAGAUUUUUAUAAGUAAUUAUUACAAUGGCAGCGAGGGUAGGACUGGCCAUGAAUCCGCCGCAUACGACUGAAGAAAGGGCGGUUUUCACGCAGCUGAAGCCGGUGAGGAUGCCGGGAGCGGACGGCGUUGAGGACGGUUCCGUGUUUGAGGACGUCAAACCCGGGAUUCAAUUAGAGUUGGACAAAUACCUUCCCCAGGUCAACGGUCCUCUCUUGAGUAACUUGAUUGACACCGUUGACAGGAAAUACAGACGAGAUAGCGCCUCUGUGGUUGACGAGUUCUUCUCAGAGGACAAAACUGCUGCCCCUUACAGCCUCAACAUCAACGUCAUCCUUCCCAGCACCACACACCUCCGCACGGGCCUCUACCGGGCCAACCCGAGGACUCUCACAGCGCAGCAGAUCAAGAUAGAGCCCGGGCUGGAGGUGCCCUGCUCCGUCCCCACCCAGGCCCUGCCAGACUUCACCUCUGUCUUCAGCGUGUCGCCUGUAGCCAACAACGUUUUUAUCAAACCAGACAUGAGCUCUGGAGGAGUGGUAACAGGGGCCGCAGGGUCCCAGCAGCAGCACCAGCAGCCAAAUAUGGAUACAGAGCUUCACAUUGGACCUCCGGCCCCCCAGUCGCAGGUCUAUGCCCACAUGCCCAUCAGCAGCUGUGCUGACCUCACCAUGACUCUGUCCCACGCUAGCCCGUCGGCACAUGCCUCCACGAGUGGCAGAACCAUGCUGAAUCUCGGCAACGGCAACUACAUGAUGGCUGAGCACCAACUACCCCAGCACCAUGGUUACUACCAAGCCUCGCCGACCAACUCAUCCCAGCACACAGCGCCCCACAGCCUGCCACCCUCACCCCCGAACUCUCAGCCAGGGAGCCCAGACGGUCAGGCAGAGCUGCUCAGCUUAUCACCCCAACUUCAGGCUCCAUACCUGCAGUGUCUGGGAGGGAUAAAAGUGACGGGGUUGUCCCCACAUGCCAUGCUGAUGACACACGGCCAGGGUGUCCUGACAGGUCCCAAAUACAACAGGCGGAACAACCCAGAGCUGGAGAAGAGGAGGAUCCACUUCUGUGACUACCCAGGCUGCUCCAAAGUUUACACAAAGAGCUCUCACCUGAAGGCACACCAAAGGACGCACACAGGUGAGAAGCCGUACCGUUGUACAUGGGAAAACUGUGACUGGCGUUUCGCCCGAUCGGAUGAGCUCACCAGACACUACCGCAAACACACCGGAGCCAAACCAUUCAAGUGCGUUGCUUGCAGCCGCUGCUUCUCACGCUCUGACCACCUGGCACUGCACAUGAAGCGUCACCAGAACUAACUUAACAGAACUAACUUACCUGUAUGUACAAACCAUCACAGAAUCACACACAAAUAUAGCCGUAUCCAUACAUACAGCCACCUGAACUUAACAGUCACAGUACCAAAAUCAUCCCUGUGCACCCCUGUUUAUUCUGGUGCUCCAUGCUACCGUAAAUAGAGCGAUAAAAGGCUAUCUAGCAGUAUCCAAAGUAGGACGACAAUAAACACAGAUGUUUGCAGAUGGUGAACUAGUGAUCAUUACGUCUUUGUAGCUGCACCUACUGGUUGGUCAGGGUUUCUUGUUCAGUGAAGGGGUCUGAGGGAGAUAGACUGAUCUCUCCUGGUGAAAAAGAUGCGGAAUCCACGGGCAUCAAUAAUCAACCGUGCGUAUGCACAGAUGUGUGCAUAUAAAAUGCGUAAUAACAUUGCCACGCAAAGUGUGGAAAUUACCAACUUGUACUUAGGACACUUAGGAAUAUGUGUAAAUAUAAGCACAGGUCUGGCCACGCUUAGGAACACAAUUUAGUGGUAGAAUGGCAAUACUAUGAAUGAAAAGCAUUUAAGUGUGUCACAGUAUGCAUAACGCAAUCAACAUCCACACAUGUCCUUUGUUUUCUUUUAUUAGAAAACGCUCAACUAGUCAUGUGUCUGAUUUUAAACAGACAAGUUGCCUAAUUGGUGUCCAACCCUGUAAAAGACAGCUGUGACAAAUGUUUGAAAUAUAGCGCAAUGGCUUAUCUUUGGUAAUGGGGAGACUUGGCAAACAAUGCGCUCAGAGAUUGCGCUGAUCUGCUUGCCGAGGGCACAGAGUGGCUCCUAAGAAGGUGGCGCAUCCCCAUAAAUGUUCUGGAUUUGUGUCGUGAUAUUUGUAACCUUCUCCCAUGCAUCAUUUUUUUCUUUUGUUUGUAAUUCCUCCUGCGCUGAGCAAACCAAACAAUAAUGUUGGUUGGAUCCAAGCUCAUCUACCAGUACCUCCAUCAUUGUGUUUGAGAAGUUCCUCUGCUUUGCUCUCUUUGCUAUAAUUGCAAGUGUGGGAAAAAAACACAUUCACGUGGGUGAUUAAGGGAUGUGUUGUUAACUUUUUAUAUGAUUAAUUGGAGGUGUUUCUGAAUGCAAAUGGAAUAAUCGUGAACCACCAUGGUCAUCGAAAUGUUUUACUUACUGAUGUGCGUACGAUUGGCUUGCGCAGAUUUAAUAAAUGACUAUUUUUAUUUUUUUUGUACUCAAGCACAUCCUAAAUUUCAUUCGUAAGACCGAAUUAAGAACAUUUUUUAUACACUGUUGGUAAAUGAGGCCCCAGGAGUAUCAGAGGAGUUACCUGGUGGUUUACACCUUCCACAGAUCAACAGGAGGUUGUAAGGAAAAAAUGCAAGAAAAGAGAAGUUGAAGGGAACUAAAGAUUAAAAUAUCUGUUGGAGACAAUUGAUUCAAAUUGGAAUUGGCAUCAUUAGGUGCAGUUUCACUUUCUAAUGGAAACAGAGAAAGUAGUUCCAGGCAAUUGUGAACAGAACUAUCAUGGCUAGUUCUGGAUCAUGCAAUAUGUCUGAGAUAACACUGGUCAUCUGCUAUCAGUCAACACUGUGUUUGCUGAAGUCUUCACACCGGAGCUAAUGAUCUACCAUGGACUCGGAGGUGAUUUUGGUGUCUGCUCUCAUCCCUGAACAGAUGUGUUAAAACAUGCACUGGUCUAACUGAAACACGCAAUACAUACACAUUCACACACACUUGACAUGCAUUAUUACUCACUACAAAUAUUGCAGUCAUCAAAACUGUGGUGUCAGGCUUCUUGAAGCAUUUGGGACUCCUGAUUACAUCCUGGAAACUCCUUCUUCUUCUAAACAAUAACAGCAACAUGAACUAUUUUUUGCCUACAAAUCCGCCAAAAACUCCAUCAUCAUAAUCAUCACCAUGUCAUGUCAUUUUGAGGUAUGAACUUUGAAGGAGAGCUGCCGAUGUAUGUCCCUCCAUCCUGCCUUUGUAAAUAGUUGUUUAUAUGUGUGUGAUGUGAGAAUACAAUGAAUGUAUUGAGAUUUA
This is a messenger RNA of Etheostoma spectabile (orangethroat darter), 3457 nucleotides long. RefSeq names its product Kruppel like factor 5 like (gene klf5l). Lineage: Eukaryota; Metazoa; Chordata; Actinopteri; Perciformes; Percidae. Gene Ontology annotation, biological process: regulation of transcription by RNA polymerase II. Bases 150 to 1442 code for a protein of 430 amino acids. Gene Ontology annotation, molecular function: RNA polymerase II cis-regulatory region sequence-specific DNA binding; DNA-binding transcription factor activity, RNA polymerase II-specific. The transcript is spliced from 4 exons. The record is from RefSeq and is a predicted model, not a curated record.